AUGGCCAGAUCCAUGUUGGCCCUGUUCGUCGUCCUGGCGGCGGCCGGCUGCCUCCUGCCGGCGGCCCAGGCGUGGUGGUACCCAGGAACGGCCACGUUCUACGGCGGCGCCGACGGCUCCGGGACAAUGGGGGGCGCGUGUGGGUACGGGAACCUGUACAAUUCUGGGUACGGGGUCAACACGGCGGCGCUGAGCACGGCGCUGUUCAACGACGGCGCGUCGUGCGGGCAGUGCUACCUCAUCACCUGCGACACCGGCAAGUCGACGAUGUGCAAGCCCGGCACGUCCAUCACCGUGACCGCCACCAACUUCUGCCCUCCCAACUGGGCUCUCGCCAACGACAACGGCGGCUGGUGCAACCCGCCGCGCCAACACUUCGACAUGUCCCAGCCCGCCUGGGAGACGCUCGCCAUCUACCGCGCCGGCAUCGUCCCCAUCCUCUACCAGCAGGUGAGGUGCUCGAAGAUGGGAGGGAUCAGGUUCACCAUGGGAGGGUUCAACAACUUCGAGCUGGUGCUGAUCACCAACGUGGGCGGGCCGGGGUCGAUCCGGUCGGUGUCGAUCAAGGGGGAGAGGACGGACUGGAUCCAGCUGAGCCGGAACUGGGGAGCGAACUGGCAGUGCAACGCGCCGUUGGUCGGGCAGGGGAUCUCCUUCUCCGUCACCUCCACCAACGGCCAGACGCUCUACAUGUACAACCUCGUGCCGGCGUGGUGGGGGUUCGGCAUGACCUUCACCAGCAACCAGCAGUUCGGCUAUUAA
Messenger RNA from Triticum turgidum subsp. durum (durum wheat), 762 nucleotides. The record is from the annotation of a GenBank genome assembly. Lineage: Eukaryota; Viridiplantae; Streptophyta; Magnoliopsida; Poales; Poaceae.